UGCAGGCUAGUGUACCGUCUGCAAUUUGUUAGAACGACUUUGCAAUUCGUGUCGGGGAGUGUAGGGCCCAACCUCAAUAUUUAUGUCUUUGAUGUCCCUACAUAUGAGGAGAGUUAUAAGACACAUCUUAUAUAUGAUAUCACAGCUGCAAGUAGGACAUCUCAGGAGGGUAUAUCACACUACCUUAUUAGGAUCUCAAGAUGACUAAGUUGUCGGACCUUUACAGGAAGGAUUUGUCCGGAGAUGCCAUCUUUAUGAUGAGUCUGGUAUCAAGUCAUGGGGCUCCAUCGGCUCAAUUCAACAAUACGACCAAGUAUAAGAUUCACGAUAUCAGGGAUUACAAAGAUGACGGUGGGUCGGGCGCCCGAAUGUUGCUGCAUACGAUGUUGCCAAUAACGGGGAAUGCAAUAAAAGUAUACCUUCCCCAACGUCCACCUCAAUGUCUAGUCGACCACUGGAAGACAACACUGGGCUCGUUUUAUGAGGAACCCGUUUGGACGGAAGAAUAUGGGACGAGCGUGCCACAUCUAAUGCUCUUCCCCGUCGAAGAAUUAGACGCUAAGUUACAAACGGUCGAUCCAGAAGAACAUUAUAAAGUUGCAUCAAAGCUUUUUAUUACUGAGACCGAAUGUCCCCAGCCUAAAGUACUGUCCGAACCAAAGAUUCCAUGCGUCAUGAAAACGUCUCAUGGAUUUGCAGGAUAUGGCACAUUUAUUGUAAAAAGUGAGGAAGAUCUUCACAAGGCGAAAAGCAAGAUUGAGAAAUAUACGCCUGAUGCGGAGCUACUUUACACCGAGUUGAUCGAAGCGGUGUGCAAUUACAGUUGUCAGUUCUACUUAGACAAAGCCGGUAAUGUAACUUGGAUAGGAGCCACAGAAUCAAUGGUUGACUCGGAACAACAGUGGCAAGGUGCCGUCUGGUACAACGAAAAGCAAAAGGCAACCGAAGCAAAACUUCAGGAAAUCGUGAUUCCAGCGAGCAAAGCGUUCAAGAAAAACAACUACUUUGGCCUCGUUGCUAUGGACGUGUUAGAAGACAAAGAUGGUAAACUCUACGCAAUUGAUAUCAACGCUCCAUUUGAUACAGCAACGCCAUUGAUGAUUUUGGCGCGAGAAAUGGGAAGUUGCGGUAUGCCAGUGGCGGUUUUAAAGUACGGUGUCGCAGCGGCGGGCACAGUCGAAGACAUCUUGAAAAAAUCGGAAACGGUGACGGACGGCAAGAUUGUUGUCCUCAGCACAAUUCCACUUGUGCCUAAUAUACUUCAGCUAUGUCAGAUAUGCAUAUUCGCCACAACUCUUGAAAGAGUAAAAGCGAUCAAAGAUGAAUUCUUUCCUGAAAUGGGUGGCCCUCCACCAGGUAUGGGUUCUGGAGGCCCACCUCCGGGUGUAUUGGCUCAAGGUGGACCGCCCCCUGGUGUAAUGACUCAUGGUGGACCGCCUCCGGGUGUAAUGACUCAAGGUGGGCCGCCUCCGGGUGCAAUGACUCAAGGUGGACCGCCUCUGGGUGUAUUGGCUCAAGGUGGACCUCCUCCGGGUGUAUUGGCUCAAGGCGGACCGCCUCCGGGUGCAUUGGCUCAAGCUGGACUACCCCCAGGCGCAACUAAAUUAGAAGUUAAAGCCGAUGCCCUGCCAUCCAAACAACUGAGUCCUUCUGUGAUUAGUCCAAAGAGCCCACCACCAUUUGGAGGUGUACCAUCUCCAUUUACCCAAACCAUACCAGAACUGACGAAAGUUGAGGAGAAAAAUGUUAUCGGAACUCAGGUGACUUUGCUCUGAAUGUUCAAGACCACUAAACAGCUAAACUAUUUUAGGAUGGAUCAAAGUCAUGAACUGGUGUUUUAAGGCCCAUUUAACAUUGUUUAAAAAUGAUGUAAAACUUACUGCAUAGACGUACUUGUAUAGAUAAUAUGCGUUCCUGUUUUUCAAUGGGUUAUUGAAAAUACCAAACAACAUAUAAUAAGAAUGACUGAUUCUUAAUCAAACAAUACUGAAGCAGAAAGUUCCAAAGUUUCAUCGUAAAUAGUUCAUUUAAGAAAAAUAAAAAAUUAUAGUUCAAA
Owenia fusiformis is the source of this 2056-nucleotide messenger RNA. Lineage: Eukaryota; Metazoa; Annelida; Polychaeta; Sabellida; Oweniidae. The record is from the annotation of a GenBank genome assembly.